AUGGUUGAUGCUCGACUCAUCCAGUCGACAGCGUCCGACCCAACAGACAGGUUUUGCGGUCUGGAACCAGCGCCUCAAGAGUUCCAUAAACGAUGUAUCCUCCUCCAGGAUUACAUGGAUAAGUUUUUUGUAGCAACUAGCAUCUCACAACGAGGCACCUUAGCGAAUAUUCGAGAGAAGUACGGCCACAGGAACGUCAAAAAGAAGGUCAAUGACUGUGUCAACCACGUCGUAGACAUGCUGCGGAUGGUAACUUGGGGGAUGGUCUGCCUGGCUGCAAUGAAGGUUACUGGUUUGAGUGACAGAGAGGCAAUACCAGAGGGAUGCCCCACAAAGGAAUCCCCCACACAGGAGAGAGCCGAAUUUAUCUCCAAAAUUGCUGAGAAGAUUCUCGAUGAGAUCUGGCCGGGUAUAGAUCAAGCCAACAUCAAUAGAUGCGCAGCAGAUGCAAGUCCCUCAGGGCCAAUGAUCGAGGAAGACGGAGAUGACGAAAGUGACUUCUGCAUCUGUAACCCCGAAGACGAAAUAGAAGACACGUGCAUCGAAUGCAGUGCUAGAGCGAAAUGUAGUAGGAAAAGAUGGUAUCAUCUCGUCUGCUUAAACAUAGAUACCGAUGAGAUAGACUUCGAUGAUGACUGGUGGUGCAGCGAUGAUUGUAAGGCACAUAGUGUUUUCUGCAUAUGUAAACGUGUUAUCGAUGGUGCCGUUUAUGUGGAAUGUUCCAGUCGAGAAAUGUGCAUCGGUGAAAAGUGGUAUCAUCUGGACUGUGUCGGUCUUAACGAAGUGCCUGAAGGCGAAUGGUUUUGUUCUGCACAAUGUCAGAUUGGAAGUCAGAACAAGCCGCAAUCCAAGAGUGCAGAUGACUAUUUGCAGGAGUACAGUAGAGCUCUUGCGUGGGAAGGGCUCUUACAGCUCUGUCACAUCGAUGCAGAAAGGGAAAACGAUGGACCCCAGCUUCUCCGUUUGUGGCGUAUUUCGGUGCCGUACUUUUGGUCUGGGAGACAUCAUAAGUACCUCAUUCUGGCACACAGGCUUCUAGCAGGUGUAAAUGGUUGGCUUUCUCCCCGAUUAGCGCACGACUUGACAUGGAAUCGAACUGCAAACUUACGGGGAGCUCCUGGAAAGAACAUUGCACUGGACCUCUUGAAUGAGUUUGAGAACAACGAAUUUAAGAAAAUUCGACCCUCGGUCGUUGUCGGUAGGGCUGCCACCUGCUGA
This is a messenger RNA of Asterias rubens (European starfish), 1218 nucleotides long. RefSeq lists its product as uncharacterized. NCBI's taxonomy places the organism in Eukaryota, Metazoa, Echinodermata, Asteroidea, Forcipulatida, Asteriidae. The transcript is spliced from 6 exons. Bases 1 to 1218 code for a protein of 405 amino acids. The record is from RefSeq and is a predicted model, not a curated record.